Messenger RNA from Cuscuta campestris, 991 nucleotides. The record is from the annotation of a GenBank genome assembly. NCBI's taxonomy places the organism in Eukaryota, Viridiplantae, Streptophyta, Magnoliopsida, Solanales, Convolvulaceae.
ACAAUUUAUCAUUCUCCCUUCCGGUAUUAAACCGUCUCGAGGCCGAUUAAGCUUGCAUCUGCGCUGCGUUUGGGCGUAUCGUUGUCGCUCCUUUCUCUCUAAAUUGCUCCUCAAGAUCAGGAUUGAAUUUGGAUUUCGAUUUAUAAGCGAUUUCAAAGGUUUUAAUUUGAAGGAAUUUGAUCAGAAUUAAUCUAAUUUUUCUAAUCUACGAAGUAAAAUGGCUAAUGACGGGCAGAAUCGAUCUAUGAACGAUCGGAAUAUGGAUGAUGACGACGAAUCCGUCGGCGCUUGUUGUCCGAUUGAGGGAACUGAGUCGGUCGGCACCCCGAUGGAGUCUGGACGGAGUUCGGGAGCAGACCGACGGCGGACUGGGCUAGCGGAGAGGUUGACGGAGAUCUUGGUGGAGGACGGCGAUGGAGAUCUGUUGCUUCAACGGAGCGAUCAAGAUUGCAGUGUUUUGCAGUGGCUUCAGGCUUUGGAUAUGCAGGUGAUGGGCGCCUGUCGAUCUGAUGAGAGGCUGAAGCCUUUGCUGAAAAUGAAUAUCUCCACGGGUGCUGCGGAGGAUUGCUUGCUCGCUUAUCUCAGUCAGCACUUUGAACCAGCUGAGGUUGGGAUGUUGGCGAGAUGCUUGUGCAUUCCUCUGGUUUCAGUGCGUGUUGGAAAGAUCAAGAAGCAAGGAACACUCUUGUGCCCAACUUCCAUAAGACGUACCUUAACCAUCUCAUGAUGGAAACUGCAUGCCGGAUUCUAUCUUAGACCACUGCGUCUUGAAAUGUGACACUGUUCAUAGCUAGGAGGUGCACAUUGACAGUCGAGAUACCAUUGAGGUUGGUCUUAUGUGUACAAAAUUUGGUUGCUAGAAUGUAGAUGUCAUAAAGUGGAUUAAUUUUUACCAAAAGUGCAAGCAUUGACAUUAUUUUGUUUUUAAUAUGUUAACUCAACUUGUUUAUAUAUGUUGAUGCUCCGUAUAGAAUCAAGUUCACUUCCUCAG